CGCCUCCCCGUUUGUUUGGAACCUUAUCUGGCGCUCCUUCCUCUGUGUUCUUCUUCGUUGCCUUUACUGCAGCAGGUCCCAUGACAGCAGCUUCUCCACCUCCUCUCACCCCUCCCCAGUUGCCAUUCUCCCCCCGGAGGCCUCCUCCCAGGCCCAUCUCCAAGGAGCUACACUUCAACCAUGACCUCUCAGCCACCAAGAAGCUUCAGGCUGGGGUAGAUUUAGUGGCUAAUUUGGUUGGAGUUACUUUGGGCCCGAAAGGAAGGAAUGUGGUGCUGAGUAACAAAUAUGGCCCUCCCAAGAUUGUUAAUGACGGAGAGACUAUCCUUAAGGAGAUUGAACUAGAAGAUGCAAUGGAGAAUGUUGGUGUUAAAUUGGUAAGACAAGCUGGUGCAAGGACAAAUGAUAUUGCCGGUGAUGGCUGCACUACUUCUAUUGUUCUUGCUCAAGGUUUGAUCUCCGAAGGCAAUAAGGUAUUAGCUGCUGGAAUGAAUCCUGUCCAAAUUGCCAGAGGAAUUGAACAAACUGCUAAAGUUCUUGUUUCUGAACUCAACUUACUGACAAGAGAGGUUCAGGAUGAAGAAAUUGCAAAUGUGGCAGCGGUGAGUGCUGGCAAUGACUAUGCUGUUGGAAAUAUGAUUGCUGAAGCUCUGAGAAGAGUUGGAAGAAAAGGAGUUGUUAGGAUUGAAGAUGGAAGAUGCUCAGAGACCAAUUUGAAAAUUGUUGAAGGAAUGCAGUUUGAUCGUGGUUACUUAUCGCCUUACUUUGUAACUAACCGUGCAGAUAUGACAGUGGAGUUCAAUGACUGCAAAAUACUUUUGGUUGACAAAAAGAUUACUAAUCCGAAGGAUAUGUUCAGAGUGUUGGAUAGUGCGGUCAAAGAGAAAUUUCAACUGUUGAUAAUUGCAGAGGACUUUGAGCCAGAGUCUCUUGCUCUACUUAUUAGAAAUAAGCUCAAAGGUGUUCUGAAGGCAGCUGCUAUCAAAGCUCCUUCUUUUGGAGAUCGAAAAAGUGACUACUUAAAUGAUAUUGCUGCCUUGACUGGAGGUACUGUGAUUAAAGAUGAGAUGGGAUUGACCCUUGAGGAGGCUAGCAAGGAGGUUUUGGGAUCUGCUGCCAAAGUAGUAAUAUCAAAGGACUCGACUUUAAUAGUUACCAAUGGAAGCACUCAGCAUUUGGUGGAAAAGCGGGUUAGCCAGCUUAGAAAUCUUUCAGAGUACUCAGAGGAGAAGUUCCAAAAGAAAAUAUUGAACGAGAGGAUAGCAAGACUCUGUAGUGGUAUUGCAAUUAUUCAGGUUGGCGCACAAACGGUGGUUGAAUUAAAAGACAAAAAGCUGAGAAUUGAAGAUGCUCUAAAUGCGGCAAAGGCAGCUAUUGAGGAAGGUGUUGUAGUUGGUGGUGGCUGCACUUUACUAAGAUUGUCCACAAAGGUUGAUGGCAUCAAGGAGUCUCUCGACAACGAAGAGCAGAAGAUUGGAGCUGACAUCUUUAAACGGGCCUUGAGUUACCCUGCAAAACUGAUAGCAAAAAAUGCCGGAGUAAAUGGCGAUGUUGUCGUCCAAAAGAUAUUGUCGAACGGCGAUGCGAACUAUGGUUAUAAUGCAGCCAAGAACUGUUAUCAGGAUUUGGUUGCUGCUGGAAUUUUAGAUCCAUCCAAGGUGGUCAGAUGCUGUUUGGAGCACGCUGCUUCAGUCGCAAAGGGUUUUCUCACAUCUGACCUGGUUGUUGUUGAUCAAAAACAAACAGAGACUGCCCCGAUGAGAGUUCCGGCGAAAAGGCCACAUCCGAUGUCAAAACCGAUGCGACCACCACCAAUGCCGUCGCCGAAUUUGAUGUGAAUGCCUGGUGCUCGAUCCCUUUCUCAGAUUUGAAACUCCAUUGGCACGUACACUAACAGAAUUUAAGAGUUACUCAGCAGUGUUUUCUCUUAAAGCUAGCCAUUUGAAUAAUCCAAAUUCAAAGUCAACAAAGUUGACUUUUCUAUCUGUGAUGGAAGAAAAGUUUAGAUUGACUUUGGAGUUGUCAAAGAAUGAUUCAAUCUAGAAACCUGGUCAACGAUCACCUAUUAUCAUGAUUCAUAUUCAUAUCUUUGGUUAUUCUUAUCACAUCUAAAUUUAAUUAUACUUAAUAACAAUAUUUAUCUCCUUCCACAAAAAAAGGACAAGGGACCUGGGAGAUUAUCACCUUUUAUUACAAUUAUACUUGAUAACAGCUGAAACUUGUAAAAAUAAUUAAUUCAGCCUAAAAAUAAGUCAAGCCUUAAUAAUAUUCAUCCAACUUAAUUAAUUACAUAUUAAUAAAAAUAUAACUUUUAUCAAAAUUGAUUUAACGAAAAUAAUUUGUUUUAAUAAUAAUUAGAAAUUGGAACCUUCUGGAAUUGGAAAACUACACGUGGCCAUUUCGAGAGUUUCAGUAUAUAAUUUCCUUUUUAUUAUAUAUAUUUAUGAGAUGUUAAAUGAUAGACCAUUUCCUUUCGACGGCAUCUUGCUGCGGUCGGCCUCCUCGGCCUCAGAGUCAGAGAUCCCGUCUCUUUGGAUCUCGCAGCUUGCCGCUUGGCCGGGGAGAUGGAUCUGGUGGAGGGUUUCAGAUCAUCGAGCUGGGAGCAGGAGUCGUACCCGGCGUACGAGGACUUCCUGGCGCUGCCCUUCUUCGUGCUAUUCUUUCCCACCAUCAGAUUCUUCCUCGAUAGGUUCGUCUUGGAGACAUUAGCUGUGCGGCUUAUACCUAAAACAGUGCAUGAUGAAAGAGAGAGGAAACGAAAAGCCAAAAAAUUUAAGGAGUCAGCAUGGAAGUUUCUUUACUUCUGUUCAGGAGAGCUUCUGGCCAUUUAUGUUACAUACAAUGAACCAUGGUUCACAAAUACCAAAUACUUUUGGGUCGGACCAGGAGAUCAGGUUUGGCCUGAUCAAAAAAUAAAAUUAAAACUUAAGGCCGUGUACAUGUAUGCUGCUGGGUUCUACACAUAUUCUAUUUUUGCUCUCAUAUUUUGGGAAACAAGAAGAUCUGACUUUGGCGUUUCAAUGUCUCAUCAUGUAGCAACUGCAGUUCUGAUUGUGCUCUCUUAUAUAUUCAGGUUGGUUUUUACACUCCAUUUUAUAUUGUUUUCUUUUGCCAUCAUACAUACUUACAUGCAGAUAUAUUAGAAGCAGGUGAAUAAUCUGGGUUUAUGGUUUUAUCGAGAAUGGUCGUCAUAUAGGAGAUAAAAACGUGUUAGAGUAUAUGGUCUAUGCUCUUCAUAUAAACUAUUUGUGAUAUGCUGAAAAUUCCUAUUCAGGAUAUUAAAGAAUUGAUUGGCUACUCUAAUAGUAGUUUCUAUCUAAACUGCCAAAAUUUGAACAUCACAUGUUCCACAUACUAAGAAGUAAAAUUCUACAGGGGAUAUUUAAUUUUUUUGUUUUUUUAAAAAGAUUGAUUAAUUUAUGUUUAUAACUUUCUUUUCUUCCUAAUGCAAAAUAGAACCAUGGUUUGAAAUCUUUAUAUAUUAGUUUGCCCUGUCAUACAUAGUGAUUAACAGAAUGCAAAUCAUAUCCAGGUCUAAAAUAACAAAAACAUGUAGUCUGUAUGUAAAAGGCUUCAUUUUACUCUAAAUAGUCCAAUCACCACUUUUGUUCCUAUAGCAUUCCCUUUUUAAUGCCUUUCUUCCUUUCUCUUUUUUUGAUUCUUUGCAUUUAAUUAAAAAAAGUAAAUAUAAAUCAAAUUGGCCAUCUUUUUAUCUAUCUAUUGCUAAAAGAUAUUUAGUUGACUUAGACUAAUAAACUUGCUUGAUGUGGGUAAAUCAAUCAAAGAUUAGUAGCAACAUGCAACUACAUAUCCAUAUGUGAGUUUGUACAAUGUGAUGAUGCUCUGAACAUUCAUAUUUAAUCAUAUAUAUGAUCACAUGAAAUGCUUUUCCAAAGCUGAGAGUGUGCGUGCUUGUAUUAGAUCACAUUGUAUUAUGAGAUGAUGCUAGUACUUCUGUUUCAUUCCUUCCAAUACUCAAUGAAGAGUACCGAAUAAAAAGGUUAUGUAUAUGAAAUUGCUGAUGGGUAUAGGUCUAUAGGAUUUUAUACUCACUAGCUGGAAACCUUUUGUGCAAUUCUUCUAAAUGUAAGACUUAAGUAGGUAUAGAAUAAUAAAAAGCUAUGAACCCUAAUAUCUAGUGUUAAUUAAGUGGAUCUUACCACCCCCUUGAAUGUAAGUAAGAUCCAUCAUGAAGCUAUUGUCAUAGUUUUAUGCUAGUUAUGGCGAUCAAACCAACCUCCCACUUGAAUGUAAGUAUGAUUUUAGUUGCUGUGCAUUGCCUUUUUUAUAGGUUGAUCAGUCUUUGUUCUACUAAUAAAGAAUUUCCCCAUAGAAAUUAAAUGGAUAUUGCAAGAAGGUUUGGGAGUACAAGGUAGCAAAAGUCUGUAGAAACUCCUGAGGCUAGAUUACUACUUCACAAAGUUGAGUAUAUGGUAGAAACGUUAUGUAGUUUUAUUUAUGUUCUGUAACCAAACUCUGAUAACUAAUUGUCUUGAAAUGAUAAUGUUUCUAAAACUAAUAUUAACUGUUAAGCAAGUCUUUUGACUGCUUCUUUAAGAUUAUGAUUCUUUAUUAAUUUUCUCUUUGUAUUGGAGCAGAUUUGCUCGGGUUGGUUCAAUUGUUUUGGCCCUACAUGAUGCAAGUGAUGUGUUUUUGGAGGUGGGAAAGAUGUCCAAGUAUACUGGAACAGAAUGGCUUGCUAAUAUUUCUUUUCUUAUGUUUGUUGCAUCAUGGGUUAUACUUCGUCUUACAUACUUUCCAUUCUGGAUCCUCCGAAGCACAAGCUAUGAAGUCGUCCUGACCUUGGACAAGGCAAAGCACAAAUUUGAAGGACCCAUAUAUUAUUAUGUAUUCAACACUCUGCUCUUCUCGCUGCUUGUUCUUCACAUAUAUUGGUGGGUUUUAAUGUACCGAAUGCUUGUAAAACAAAUCCAGGCUAGAGGUCAAGUUGGUGAUGACGUCCGAUCAGAUUCAGAAGGGGAAGAGGAACAUGAAGAUUGAUCGGUGAUAUCUUCUGGCUAGUGUUUACAAGAUUCUGUGGCAUUCUUUUUGCAUAUCGAUUUCUACCUCGCACUAUUGUGCCAGCGACAAUUUAUAUAGUUGGCUUGCAAUUUGCAAAUUCCAGAGAAAGAUCAGCCAUUUCUCUAUUUUCAGGUUAAUUUCCAAUUAAGCUUCACUAAAUGGAAAGAAAAAAAAUGAACAUCUUCAGCGUACUUCAGCUUUAGUUUGGUGAGUAGUUGCUAUUCGACUAGAAGGAAUCCUUGUCGAUUGUGUCUGCAAACGGUGGAGGCUUACUGCGAUUCUGUGUUGCUUAUAGAUGGCCAUGUGCUUCAUUGCAACAGUCUUUUUUUCCCUUUUAAUUUUAACUAGAGCUAGUAGUUCAUGUUCUAUUAUCUGGCUUUUUUAAAAAAAUUUGGUGACAACAAUUUUACUCUUUCUCAUUUUAUUUUGUUUUUUAAACUAGAAUCCAAUUUAGCAAA
Messenger RNA from Zingiber officinale, 5480 nucleotides. Its product is annotated as ruBisCO large subunit-binding protein subunit beta, chloroplastic-like. Gene Ontology annotation, molecular function: ATP binding; ATP-dependent protein folding chaperone. Gene Ontology annotation, cellular component: chloroplast stroma. Gene Ontology annotation, biological process: protein refolding. The record is from RefSeq and is a predicted model, not a curated record. The transcript has 17 exons. NCBI's taxonomy places the organism in Eukaryota, Viridiplantae, Streptophyta, Magnoliopsida, Zingiberales, Zingiberaceae. The coding region runs from base 81 to 1838 and encodes 585 amino acids.